AUGACCGCCGCAGCGUCCUCGUCGCCCGCCCGCGGCCUCCGCCUCUCGUACCUGCGCCACUUUAUCAACAGCCAUGGCGGCGAGGCCCGCUUUGCCGGCAAGACGACAGCCCAAGUGUGCUUUGAGUUUGUCGUGCCAUUGACCAAACCAACCGAGCUCUCGCUCGUCGACCACGUCGACAACGACCCAACGACCGCUUCGUUCGUUGCGCCGGCCAACUGGUAUGUAUCGCACGCCUGGCAGUAUCUCUUCUUGGAGACCGUCGACAGCCUCGAGCGCUUCUUCGCCGACCGCGGUCUCGCCGACGACGCGGUCAUUUGGUUUUGCGUCUUCAACAACAACCAGCACCUCGCGAGCUCGUACCCGUUCGAGUACUGGUCUUCUACCUUUAAGAAUGGCCUCGCAGCCAUCGGCAACGUGGUCAUGAUCAUGCACCCGUGGAACGACCCGAUCGUGCUUCGUCGGAGCUGGUGCGUCUUUGAAGUCUACGUGGCUGUGACCAUGGGCGCACGCUUUGAGAUUGCACUGGCGCGGGAUCAAGAAGCCACGUUUCUCAACGACAUGACCGACGAAGGCGCAAUCCAUCGCAUGCUGGCGACAAUUAAAUGCGAAAACUCCGAGGCGACCGUGCCAAGUGACCGCGACGGUAUUUUUGAUUUGAUUCGCGCCGAGACAUCCUUCAUCGCGGUCGACCGGCUCAUCUUUUCCACUUUAUCCAAUUGGAUCAAGUCGACGCUCGAGACAUCGAUCGCGUCGGCGGCGUCACCUGCUGAGAAGGCAGCGCGGUGGCGCCAUCUCGGCCACAUCUACGACCGUGACAACGACGACGUCGAGACCGAGCGCUGCUUCCGACACGCCGUCACCUUGUUUGCGCAAGCCAACGGGCCAAACGAUCUCGAGACGCUCCGGACGCAGUCGGAGCUGGCAUAUUGCAUCGCGCUUCAGCGCAAACCACAGCUCGAGUGGGAACCGCUCUUCCUCUCAACGCUGUCCGCGCUUGCGGAUCUGCUCGGCGCGACGCACAAGACGGCACUCGUCACCCGCUUGCGCCUCGCGGUCGCACUUUCCUGGAACGGCGACCACCACGGCGCGCUCACUGUGGGUCUUGGGACGCUGGACCUCCAGCGCGCUACGUUUGGCCUCCGUCAUUGGCGCACGGCCGCCACGUUGAGUGCGAUCGGUGGUGCGUACAACCAGCUCUACAUGUACCGGGUUGCCGCCCGCUACCUCCGACGCGCCGUGCUUGUGCAAGAAGAAACCUUUGGUCACGACCAUACGUCGACGCGAUCAUCGGUGUCACGGCUCACGAAUGCCCUUUUGAACGUGGGUGACGCCGUGCGGGCGGUGUCCAUGGCCAAGCGCCUUCUUGCGAGCAGCGAGCGCACUCUGGGCCCGCUCCACGACACGGCAAUUGUUGACAAGAUCACACUUGGGAUCGCGCUUCUGCAUGCGGGAAAGACCAACAAAGCCCAGACACUAUUGACGACGCUGGAAGCGAUCGUCGAAGGCCGGCCAGAGCUGGCCGCUCGCUGGCCCUUCGUGCUCGAUCAGAUUGCCCUUUCAUUUUGGUACCAGAGCCAGUACGAGCAAGCCACCACCUACUUUGUACGGGCCCACGAUCUGGCGCCUCAAAGAAAAGAAACGACGUGGCUCUUCUUUUUGAUGGCGACACGUGCACCUGAGACGGUGCCCGAGAGUCUCGGUCGCAUUCAGCACUAUCUCAAGUCGACCGACGAUUCGACGCCCGAGACGUGGCCAGCGAACUGUAUCGUGUGCGGCAACGUGAUUGUCGGUUGUGUCGUCAUGUGCACGGAGUGCCCCGGCGGCAUCUUUAUAUUUUGCACCCGCUGCCUCGCGCGCAAAGUCGCCCGGCUCCAGACGCACUGCAAGCACGACCCGUCGACGACAACAUACACGACAACGCCGCCCCCGCGCCGAUUCUUCUUGGAAAAAGACCUCCUCGAAGCCUCGUACGACCGCGCCGAGACACUGUGGACCGACUACGCCAGCCACUGCACCAAGUACAACGUUCCGUUGCACGAGCGCCUUCGACGGACCUCGGUGCCCGUUUUGAACCGCAGCUGGCACCCAAUGCUCUAG
Molecule: messenger RNA, 2100 nt
Organism: Saprolegnia parasitica CBS 223.65
Lineage: Eukaryota; Oomycota; Saprolegniomycetes; Saprolegniales; Saprolegniaceae
Exons: 2
Coding region: 1-2100 (699 amino acids)
Molecular function (GO): protein binding
Source: RefSeq, a predicted model, not a curated record